CAUUACUAAGGAAACAAAUCAGUUGGAAUUAACUUUAAUUGUCAAGGUUGAAAGAAUAAAUAUAAGUUACAACUGCAUACUUGCGGACAAUAUUAUCAAGAUGGAAUCGACGCGGGAAGAUUUCAAUAUGAUGAUGGAUGUUGCUAGGGAAGUUUCCGCAGCUGGAAGAAAAAAGAAUAGUGUUAAUCUAAUCGCGGCACAAGAGACAUUGAAGGAAAAAAUGGCAAGAGAAAGAGAUGAAAAGGCAGAAAGAAUGUCUAAUAUUGGUCCCCAUCAUCGACAUAUAUGUGAAAUGGUGGCAAUGCAUUUGGAGGUUACAAUUGAAGAGGUUUUUGAGGCUAUAGCUCAAACUUCGGCAUCCAUGAAUAUAAUGGAAUCAUUUCUUGAAAAAGGUCAUCAGAUGGGUGUAGUGUUUUUAUCACAAUACGAAGAUCCGAAGACGAAUGGUAGGUAAUAAGAGCAA
This is a messenger RNA of Coccinella septempunctata (seven-spotted ladybird), 463 nucleotides long. RefSeq names its product dynein axonemal heavy chain 8-like. The transcript is spliced from 3 exons. NCBI's taxonomy places the organism in Eukaryota, Metazoa, Arthropoda, Insecta, Coleoptera, Coccinellidae. Bases 101 to 454 code for a protein of 117 amino acids. The record is from RefSeq and is a predicted model, not a curated record.